CCCUCUCAGCGGCCAUCCUGUCCUGUCAUCCAUCCUGGCCAAAGCUGAAAGGGAAAAUGAAAGAGGGACCAAGAGGAGCAGGUCCCAGCCAUCUCUCAAGGGCCCUCGCUCAACUCUAGAGCCCAGUUCCAGCCUCAGGCGCCAUGGGGGAGUGGGCCUUCCUGGGCUCGCUGCUGGACGCCGUGCAGCUGCAGUCGCCGCUGGUGGGCCGCCUGUGGCUGGUGGUCAUGCUCAUCUUCCGCAUCCUGGUGCUGGCCACGGUGGGCGGCGCCGUGUUCGAGGACGAGCAGGAGGAGUUCGUGUGCAACACGCUGCAGCCCGGCUGUCGGCAGACCUGCUACGACCGCGCCUUCCCCGUGUCGCACUACCGCUUCUGGCUCUUCCACAUCCUGCUGCUGUCGGCGCCGCCCGUGCUGUUCGCCAUCUACUCCAUGCACCGCGCCAGCAAGGAGCCCGGCGCCGAGGCCGAGGUCGCGGCCCGGGCGGCGCAGGGCCGGGCGCGCGGGCGCCGCUGCUACCUGCUGAGCGUGGCGCUGCGGCUGCUGGCCGAGGCCGCCUUCCUGGCGGGGCAGGCGCUGCUCUAUGGCUUCCGCGUGGCCCCGCACUUCGCGUGCACCGCGCCGCCCUGCCCGCACACCGUCGACUGCUUCGUCAGCCGGCCCACCGAGAAGACGGUCUUCGUGCUCUUCUACUUCGCCGUGGGGCUGCUGUCGGCGCUGCUCAGCGUGGCCGAGCUCACCCACCUGCUCUGCAAGGGCCGCCCGGCCGCCGCGCGGCGCCAGACGCCGGAGCGCGACAACCGGCGCAACCGCGCGCGCGAGGAGGCGGAGACGCUGCUCCCGCCGCCGCCGCCGCCGCCGCCGCCACCCCCGCGGCGCCCCGACGCCGCCGACGCCCCGCCCGCCUACGCGCACCGGCCGCCGGGCAAGGCCGCGCUGGUCGUCGCGCGCCGGGACCUGGCCGUCUAGGCGGCGCCGGGACCCGCCGCCCGACCCCACCCGGGCGCCCCGCUGAGCUGCGCAGGGAAGGGCCGCGGCCGGCCAGCGAGACAAGGUGCAUAACGGGACCGGACCGGCCGAGUGGAAAGACGAGGUUCGGGGGCAAAACCCGCUGGCCGGCGUUCAGGCCCAGGCGGGGCCUCCGUGCAGAGCCGAACCCGCCUGAGCUCUGCGGAAGGCGGCGUGCCCCCACGGCCGCCCUGCCGUGGGGGCAGCGGCAUCGCGGUCGUGAGAUGCGAGCUGCGUGUGUAUGCACAUGCAAAGGCUUGUGUGCGCACUUACACCAUGCAACCUCUCGUGUGGACACGUGUGCAUAGCCUUAUGGGCCCUCUGUGUGCA
This is a messenger RNA of Erinaceus europaeus (western European hedgehog), 1337 nucleotides long. It is a transcript of the gene GJD3, whose product is annotated as gap junction protein delta 3. The record is from RefSeq and is a predicted model, not a curated record. NCBI's taxonomy places the organism in Eukaryota, Metazoa, Chordata, Mammalia, Eulipotyphla, Erinaceidae. Gene Ontology annotation, biological process: cell communication. The transcript is spliced from 2 exons. The coding region runs from base 144 to 968 and encodes 274 amino acids. Gene Ontology annotation, cellular component: connexin complex.